Oncorhynchus masou masou (cherry salmon) is the source of this 3034-nucleotide messenger RNA. Its product is annotated as ubiquitin-conjugating enzyme E2 Q2-like. The record is from RefSeq and is a predicted model, not a curated record. NCBI's taxonomy places the organism in Eukaryota, Metazoa, Chordata, Actinopteri, Salmoniformes, Salmonidae. Bases 417 to 1559 code for a protein of 380 amino acids. The transcript is spliced from 13 exons.
UGCAGGCUCGGGAAAACGCCAUCUUUAAACCCCAGACGAAAUCACAAUUGAGCGCCGGGGAUCAAUGACACACUGUGCUUGCGUUGUGUUACAAUUUUGCGGGCAUUAUUAUGAUCAGUUUGUUGACCGGCGAAACAAAUACGCAACUAAUUGAAAGAACUGUGAAUACUCAACCAAGUCACAUUGUAUGGUCUUGAAAUUGUACUAUCAGAAGGCUAACAUCAACAACAAUACUGGCUAAACGGAAAGACAACGGACGAGUAAACACGGCGUUGUUAUUGAGCUAGCGAACCUGUGUUGAAGGCGCUUUGACAUUACUUUGUUUUAAAAGGCUUGAUUUGGGACUCGACUGUGUGGCAGCAGUUUUAGUCCCGACUUCACUCCUCCCCAGCGGCCCAGCCGGAGAUGCGUGGAAGAUGUCGGUUUCGGGGCUGAAGGCCGAACUGAAGUUUCUGGAGUCCAUUUUUGAUCCAAACCACGAACGAUUCAGAAUUAUUGACUGGAAACCGGAUGAGCUAAACUGUCAGUUUAAUGUGACUGGAGAAAAACUGUUGAUUAUACAUUGCAACCUUACGGAGUCGUACCCCUCCACACCUCCAAUCUGGUUUGUGGACUCUGAUGACCCGAGCCUGACACAAGUGUUGGAACGCCUGGAGGAUGUCAGAAAGGGCAGCACCCUGCUCCUGCAGCAGCUAAAGCGGCUCAUCUGUGACCUCUGUCGGUUGUACAACCUGCCCCAGCACCCAGAUGUAGAGAUGCUGGACCAGCCCCUCCCUGCUGGCCCUGUAGGACAAGACCGAAAGCAUGGGGUCACAGACGAGGUCACGUCCGAAGAGGAGGAAGAAGAGGAAAUGGGAGAGCAGGACAUUGAAGACCUGGACCACUAUGAGAUGAAAGAGGAGGAGCCAGUGGAUGGGAAGAAGUCUGAGGAUGACGGCAUCGAGAAGGAGAACCUGGCCAUCCUGGAGAAGAUCCGCAAGAACCAGAGGCAGGACCACUUGAACGUAAGUGCUCAUUCGGGUGCAGUGUCUGGUUCAGUGCAGGCUUCAGACCGCCUCAUGAAGGAGCUCCGGGAGAUAUACCGGUCCCAGAGUUACAAGAUGGGUAUCUAUUCAGUGGAGCUGGUCAAUGACAGCUUGUAUGAAUGGCACGUCAAGCUGAGGACCGUAGAUCCAGACAGUCCCCUACACAGUGACCUGCAGGUUUUAAAGGAAAAGGAGGGAAUGGAUUACAUUCUGCUCAACUUCUCAUAUAAAGAUAAUUUCCCCUUUGAUCCACCAUUUGUACGGGUGGCUUCUCCUGUGCUGUCUGGAGGUUAUGUUCUUGGAGGGGGUGCCCUGUGCAUGGAGCUUCUCACAAAACAGGGCUGGAGCAGUGCCUAUUCCAUAGAGUCUGUAAUCAUGCAGAUCAACGCCACUUUAGUCAAGGGAAAAGCCAGAGUGCAGUUUGGAGCCAAUAAGAACCAAUACAAUCUUGCCAGAGCACAGCAGUCAUACAAAUCACUGGUCCAGAUCCAUGAAAAGAACGGCUGGUACACUCCCCCUAAGGAGGAUGGGUAAGAGGACUGUUGCCAUGCCUCCACUGGGACCACAUGUCUUAGGGUCAACACCUUUCCCGCCCCAUACUUUUCUUUUCCUCUAACUGGAGUUGUUUUCAUUGGGAGUUUGUUCCCCAGCCAGUUCCACCCAUUCUGUUAAAACCCCCCCACUGACCAACCACCUCACUGACCAUAUCCACUUCUCAAUAGUGGAUUCACCCUCUAGCUAUUUAUCUUUCUCGCACUUGUGCAAUCGCUUCCUUUGUUACAAUCUCAUCCCUAAUCCCUUGAGCAUUGAAUGAACUCCAUAUCUUGUGCAACUCCCUUAAAUCCUACUCUGGGCAAGCAAAGAAGAGCUUACUUACUGCCUGUGAUUUCUGGUCAAGGUUGAGGCAUGGCUUUUGCUAGUGACUGAAGCUGUCGGUUACGUGACUGGGGUUGAGAUUCUCCGGCCACAGACUGGAACAGAGAAUGAUGGUUGACAUUCCCCUUGUGACAUUGGAGGCUGGGAUAGACAAUGAAACACUGGUAGUGGGAAUGAGCACCACCUCACUCGCCAUUGAUGGCCUCUUAUGUCUGUGCUUGUGUAUCUGUAUAUUGCCAAGAUUCCUCCUUCUGGAAUAACAUGUCCUCCUGAGGCUUAUUUCCUUAAAAAUACCUGGUCUACAAAAGCCAAAGGCCCUGAAUGGAGAGAGGAGAGCUAUAGACUCCUUACCAAAAGUGGGACUGAGACAGCUUAAUGGAGGCUAUCCUGUUGAGCACAAGAGGUGUUGGCCGCCUCCUCCACCACCCAGCCCAAUCUCCUCUCAGGCUGCUUUUGGAAAUAUGACCAGGCUUAGCAAAGGCAGGUUGGAUUUAAUCACUGUAAUGUAGUUGAAUUUAACUCCAUGUAAAACUUGUAAAGUUGUAUUUCUGAGAAUUGAUUGAAUUGUUUUUAAUGUAACCUUGUGUGGGUCUUGGGGUUUGAGCGGGCCGAGACUGCGUUAGUAUACCCUUGGCUAUAGGAGGGGCAUCAAUCAAGGUGCAUUUUCAGACGUAGGAUAACAAAGCAUUUGCUUCAUGGACUUUUUCUUGCAGAAUUUAAAAGGAACACCUUUAAACCAUGUUUUUAUGUAAGCAUAAUGACUACUAUUGUUUUCCUGUAUAAAUUGAAAUACUUGUAUUUUUUUUGUUAGUGGUUUGAUAUGUUCAAAAGUGACACCAUUCCUUUUACGCAAUGCGACAGUGGUGCUUUUUGGGCAUUCCAGAUAUGCUGGCUAAUUUCCCCGGUGACACAAACUUGAUGAACCUUUCAGUAAGGCUAUGCACACAAUCGUUAGGAAGUUAUCUGUACACGCAAUAAUUAGAAAACGACUUAGUGCAGUCCCCUGCUUCAUCUGAAUCCAUGUUCUAACUAGCUUGUUCACACACUCAGAUCGCCCAUCCAUGCCUCUCAUUGCUACAGUGGACUUCACUUCAUACCACAUGCUCAAUAAUAAAAUAUUUGUUGAUUUUAAA